Messenger RNA from Condylura cristata (star-nosed mole), 2412 nucleotides. It is a transcript of the gene CRADD, whose product is annotated as CASP2 and RIPK1 domain containing adaptor with death domain. Bases 20 to 619 code for a protein of 199 amino acids. Gene Ontology annotation, biological process: signal transduction; regulation of apoptotic process. The record is from RefSeq and is a predicted model, not a curated record. Lineage: Eukaryota; Metazoa; Chordata; Mammalia; Eulipotyphla; Talpidae. The transcript has 3 exons. Gene Ontology annotation, molecular function: death domain binding; protease binding.
CCUGGUCGCAGACGGGGCAAUGGAAGCUCGAGACAAACAAGUCCUUCGCUCCCUCCGCCUGGAGCUGGGUGCAGAGGUCCUGGUGGAGGGACUAGUUCUUCAGUAUCUUUAUCAGGAAGGGAUUUUGACAGAAAACCAUGUUCAAGAGAUUAAAGCUCAAGCCACAGGCCUCAGGAAAACAAUGCUGCUGCUGGAUAUCCUACCUUCCAGGGGCCCUAAGGCAUUUGACAAGUUCCUAGAUUCCCUGCAGGAAUUUCCCUGGGUCAGGGAGAAGCUGGAGAAGGCUCGGGAAGAAGCUGUGACUGAGCUGCCUGCAGGUGACCUGGUGACUGGAAUCCCCCAGCACAUUCUCAACAGCUCCCCAUCGGACCGGCAGAUUAACCAGCUGGCUCAGAGGCUGGGCCCGGAGUGGGAGCCUGUAGUGCUGUCCCUGGGGCUGUCCCAGGCGGACAUCUACCGCUGCAAGGCCGACCACCCCCACAGCGUGCACGCGCAGAUGGUGGAGGCCUUCGUGCGCUGGAGGCAGCGCUUCGGGCAGCAGGCCACCUUCCAGAAUCUGCAGAGAGGCCUCCAGGCCAUGGAGGUGGACCCCUCGGUGCUUCAGCACAUGCUGGAAUGACGCACUGCAACAGCUGGGUCCUGGGGAGAGAGUCCCCAAGUCACCCGGUGGGUAGUUUUUUGGAGCGUUUUUUCCUGUGGGUUUUGAUUUUUCAUGAUCCUUAAAUGAAAAGAGAAAACAGGAUUUGCAUUUGAAAUUACUGACAGCCAGAUCAUUCAGCAGAUCUCACAUGUUGGCUUGAGAGGAGUUGUCUUGAAUUGCGUGAAGAAAUUGCAUUGUUUUUGUUAUCUUUUGACCAACUGCUAGAUCCUAGUGGCUCCACAUUGUGCGCAGGUGUCUUAUAUACAAAACAUCUGUUUUUAUGUUGCCGGGGGACUGAACUGCAGACUUUGCUAUUAAUAAUGAUGAUGAUAACAGAAAGUGAUUUACUACUUCAUAUAUAAUGUGCCCCUUCCCUGAGAAGUCAUGUUUGCUUUUCCCCUCAUCGUCAUAUUGCCUAGAUUAAGGAUGUAGAACUCCUGUGGACAUUUCUCUGGAACAUAACUGAUAGAACAGGGGAAUGGUUGCACCCUCCAGUCAAGAUAAAUAGCACUGGCAUGGUGUCCACAUUAAAUUUGAAGCAUUAAAGCGCCCUGCGAAGACCAGUUCGAGUACCCACAUGCAUACCUGAGCCCUUCUUCUUCAAAGGAUUGUUUAAGAAAACCCUCUGCCUUUUAUUUAAAGGUUUACUUGGAGGACAAAAGGGGUGUGGUCUUUCCAUCAAAGCCUUGAUGAUUGAAGUGUUGUGCUGUUACAAGUGUGACUGAGUCUUCUCUUGCUACUAGCACAUGAUAUUUGUCAAAUGUUUUACUGCUUCUUGAAGUAGUUCUUCACGUAUGGGAUCUCACAGAAAUUCUGUGAAGUAGCUGGUAAGACAGGUAACCUUUUGUGCAAAGGUAAGUGGGUGACCUAAGGUUGGUGAGCUACAACGUGUAUCCUCCUUGGGGCGACACAAGGUUGGUGAGCUACAACGUGUAUCCUUGGGGCGACACGCUGAGUCUCCUGAAUGCUCUGUGGUCAUCCUCCUCCUCCUGCCUCCGAAAUGCUCCUGGAAGAGGCCAGUGUCCUGCUCGCCACCUGACAGAAAUAUCUCCUCAGACACAAGUGACUUCACCUGUAAGCCUGUUUUCUCACUUGGAGAGCGGCAAAUGCUUGUUCUCACAUCUGAGAUUUAUGUGAUGAUUAAAAGAAUGUCUGCCCGGAGCUCUGCUAGUGCCUGGCCACAGACCGCUGUUCAGAAAAAGUAGCUGUUAACUCACUGCAAGGCUGAACAAUGGCUGCCGUUCACAGACAAAACUCAACAGUGACUAAAGCCGAGGGCGCUGUCAGAGAAAGUGCUGUUACCAUGUUUCUAAGUCUUAAAAUGUGAUGUGAUUUCAUUAACUCCACCGUGGGUCCAGCCAAGAAAGGGACUGUGAGCCUCCCCCGGCUGUGAUCUGGCCUUCUGAAUAAUUGAAAAGAAUCUAUUUCCAAGCCCUAACCUAGCUCAGGAUUUUUCAAAGGGAAAACCAUGAUAAUGUUUACAUCUCUCCCAAGGAGGGUGGAGUUGAUAUGAAGGGGUCUUCAAGAGGUGCUGGUGGUGGUGUUGGUGAUGUUCUGCCAGGUGUGGGGCAGCCUUUUCCUGUGACUAAACAGACUCAUUAUUUCACAGUUCAACAAACAGCUCAGAAGAUGGUCUGUGACCUCGUGAGCCAAUUUCCCAUUUCAUUGGAAAAUUAACCAGGACUUAGCCCAUGGUCUUGUACAUUCUCCUCUUUUUGGUCACAUGUCCAUGCCCAGUGAACUGUAUUUUUACUGCAUCUUUAAUAAACUGA